Dentiscutata erythropus is the source of this 482-nucleotide messenger RNA. The record is from the annotation of a GenBank genome assembly. Lineage: Eukaryota; Fungi; Glomeromycota; Glomeromycetes; Diversisporales; Gigasporaceae.
AAGAAACAUAUUAUAAACCCGAUAAUAAAAAUAAAAAAAUUAAAUUUAGGGCGGCUAAGUAUUACAAAAAAUCCUCAAAGCAAGGAUUUAUUACGUAUGAUCCCCCAGCCUUCCCCCGCAAUGAGCCCAUCCUAGUCCCCUCCCACAAUGAACGUUCUCAGAUUCUCCCUCACAAUGAACCUGCUUUGGUUCCUCCCUACAACGAAUCUGCCCUGGUUCCCCCCUACAAUGAACCUGCCUUGGUUUUUCUCUACAAUGAACUUGCCCUGGUUUCUCCUCUCAAUGAGCCUGUUCUAGGUUCUCUCUACAAUGAGCCUGCCUCGGGUUCUUCCCACAAUGAAUCUGCACUAACUUCCCUUCGCGAUGAACCUGCUUUGGUUCAAAGACUUGUUCUGGUUCCAGAUGAAUUGAUCAAUAAAAUGAAUGAACUUGAAAAAAGAACUGAGGCAUUAGAAGCACUUCAUAAUAACAAGAAAAGAAAA